Meloidogyne enterolobii is the source of this 450-nucleotide messenger RNA. Lineage: Eukaryota; Metazoa; Nematoda; Chromadorea; Rhabditida; Meloidogynidae. The record is from the annotation of a GenBank genome assembly.
AUGGCUAUAUCAGUUUGGAAAUGGAUCCUUUGGUUGAAAAGAAAGAACAAGCUGUUGUUACACUUGGCCCACAAGUUUGCGAAGGUGAGAAUGUCUUCUGUGUUUCGCACAUCUUCGCUUCUUUCAACGACACUUGUGCAUGUCGCUGGUCUUUCUGGACGCGAAACUAUUGUGAAAAAUACUGGUGGAAUGCAUGUAAAAGCUGACAAGGAUGAGGCGAGUUUAUACACAGCGAUGCUUGCUGCUCAGGACGUUACUGAACGUUGCAAACAGGUUGGGAUUACUGCUCUUCAUGUUAAACUUUGCGCAAUGGGUCCGGGCUCUGGAGCUCAGGCGGCGCUUUGUGCUCUUCCUCGUUCUGAAGUGAAGAUUGGACGUAUUGAGGAUGUUACACCAAUACCAACGGAUACUACACGUCGUAAGGGAGGUCGUCGUGGACGUCGUUUAUAA